Molecule: messenger RNA, 2139 nt
Organism: Neurospora tetraspora
Lineage: Eukaryota; Fungi; Ascomycota; Sordariomycetes; Sordariales; Sordariaceae
Exons: 3
Coding region: 496-2139 (547 amino acids)
Source: RefSeq, a predicted model, not a curated record
AGCCAGUGAGGACCCACCCUCGUCACUCAACAAAUGCGCCAGUACGUACCUAAAGAACCCGAAACCUCCAACCCAUCUGACUUUCCAAGCCCUGUUUGGUUCCUGACGACAAACCUGCCCGGGUCUCCUGAAGUCCCAAUUCGUACCACAAACAACAUCAGAAGAGACUAAUUGGAAGGAAAACAACCUCAAGAAGGACGAACGAACAAGUAACGGUUGCGAGAGACUGGCGCAACCCGACGCUUUACACCACAGCCAGUCCAUCCACCAUGGAUCCUCACGACCUGGACCCUCGGGACCACCGACCUGGUCAAGAAGUCGUCGGACAAGGACGCUGCCACCCGGCCCGUAGAGGUGAAUGAAGAGAACAAAGACCAGGAAGGUGGUGACCAGUCAGCACAAGGAGGCGACGGCAUCAACGCUAAUCCCGACGAAGGGGUCCCGCCAACGACUGCCACAGGUAGGCCGCCGAAUGGCAACGGGGCCACCAACAACAUGCCCAAGGUCAAGACGAGCAUGAACGCCUUCAUUCAGAAGCUGCUGCAGUCCGCCAAGGCCGGCUCGGCCGACAAGCGUCUCCUGUCGCUGCUGCAAGAGUGCGCUGAGACCGAGUCGCUAGCCGAGAGCAUGCCCGAGCUUGUCGAGUCACUAGCGCCUUCUAACGGCGGUGAUGGCCAGGGGCCCGACGAGAGCGCCGAGGCUGACGAAGCCGAGGAGGAAGCGGCGGCCGAGGCGGACAAAGUGUACCAGGGCCUCAAGGCGCGCCUGAUCCUGGGCGAUGCCGCACUCGAGACACUUCUGGAGCUAACGACGACGGACACGUUCGAGUCGGUGGUUUCGCCCAAUACAACGAACACGGAAGGCUUCUGGGGCAAACUUUGGAACGGCAUCAAGGGGGUUGGAAAGGGCGCUCUCAAGGCCGCCCCCGGCAUCAUUGUCUCGGCGGCCGGGAGUGCGCUCAUGAAGAAGAUUACCGAGGCUAGUGAGGCCGGCGUUGGCACGGGUCCCAAUCCAGAUGGCGGGUCGGGCGGUGAUGGGAACUCAGGCGAGACGGGUGGUGAGGGUGGCAAUGAUGACGAGGCCGGCAAUGAUGACGAGGCCGGCAAUGAUGACGAGGCCGGCAAUGAUAACGAGGCCGAGGAGGAUCCGGAGCAUGAGGCCAUGGACAGCUUCGAAGAUUGGAUGAAAGGUCAGUCAAAGCAGACCCUGUGUGUCUUGCAAGUUCAGCAUCAUCCUGAAGUUCUCGAACUUCUGUCGGGAGAGACACUUGGUGAGGCCGUCAGCCGGCAUCUGGGCCGUCGGAAGGUAGGUCACAAUGAACUUCCCAGCCGCGUAUUCUUGACGCAGCCACAUAUUCUGGAUAUCAAUAUGACGGAGGCGCGUACUGAUCCUAGCGUUCUCGCCAACAACCAGACGAAUGGUCUGCUGAUUGUCACAGAAUAUAGUCAUGAGCUGGCCAAGGUCGAGACUGAUACAGCGGAACAGCCUCUCGAGAGCGAGAGCUUCCUUGGCAGUGUGCUCAAGGGCGAGAAGCUCAGCUUCUGUGAUGACUAUGGGUUCAUCGAAGACGACGAUGGUGAAGAGGGACUGUUACAAACCAACGAUGAUGACCGCUGUGUGGAUAUAGACUCGCUCCUCGCGCUCUACAAAGAGGGUACUCCAGACUUAGAGCAGUAUCUCGCAUCCACUGACUAUUCCAGUAGCCCGCCGAACGAUCUGGCCAAGCUACAAUGCGAAUCCCUUGAUCGACGUAACGAGAAGAUAGCUACGGCGCAUGGCACACAAUACAAGAUUAGUUAUACGCUCUUGAAGCAGUACCAGUACGAAGUUCAGGAGUUGAAGCGACAGAUUGAGGCUACAAGCGGAGCAUCGAAGACGAAACUGACCAACGACCUACAUACCACUUUUGCUCAAAUUCACAAGUAUCUAGUGAAUGGCAAUCUGCCCACCCGCUGGGCAAACCUGUUGGGUGCACCCCCACCGCCAGAAAGCUUUGAUUCAUCGCUCCCUUCCGCCUGGGAUCGUCUGUACAAUGGCUUUCCCAGAAAAACGAAUGAUCAAUAUGAUUUUCAUAGCUUGGGCCGAACCACACGGGCUCCAGCGAGAAAAAAUCUUGGCUAUGACGCCCUACGGUCUUGA